Molecule: messenger RNA, 1653 nt
Organism: Colias croceus (clouded yellow)
Lineage: Eukaryota; Metazoa; Arthropoda; Insecta; Lepidoptera; Pieridae
Exons: 2
Coding region: 131-469 (112 amino acids)
Source: RefSeq, a predicted model, not a curated record
ACACGAAGUCGAAACGUAACCUGUAUCUCCUACGAUGGCCGUGACUAUAUUGUCAAGAAUGUAAAAAUAACCGGAUUCAUAAAAGAGUAGGUAUAAACAAAUCGACGGGCAGACAGUCGUCGUCGCGAAUAUGAAGGACUACAUCGUAUGGGCACUCAUUUUGAGCGCUGUCCUAGCGCUAGGCAACGACAAGCCUGAAUAUGUCAAAGGAUUUUUGCUUGGUUUAAGUGGCAGGGCAGAUGAUCUGACUCUAAUGGAUUUCGAUACUGAAGAAGUUCGUUUCAAGCGGUCUGAUGAUGAUUACUCUGAUGAAGGAGGUUUCGUGCCGAAGCAAGGGAAUGGGAAUGACGAUGAUUUUAUCGCAAAUGUACAAUCGUGUGCUAGUGGUUACGCAAGAGCGCCGUGGGGUAAAUGCAUCAGUUGUACUGAAUAUGUGAAAAAGUUCCGCGUUCAAUGCCCUAAAUCCUAAAGACUCCUUUUAAAUUAAUUAAAGUUAUAAGUACCUAUGUACAAACCUGGAUGAAUAAAUAAACUUGAACACUAUAUUCCUAGUUACCUUAUUGAUUGUCUGGACAAAUAUUUCAUAAACGUUUAGAUCUAUGUACCUAAUCUCGGGAACAACUGGUCCGAUUUGAAAAAUUCUUUCGGUGUUAGAUAGCCCAUUUAUCGAGGAAGGAUAUAGGCUAUAUAUCAUCACGCUAAGACCAACAGGAGCGGAGCCACGCGAGUGAAACCCCGGGCCGCAGCUAGUUAAUUUAUAUUCCUUAUCUUAAUUUUUGUUUUCGAAAGUAUAAACGCAUUUUAGGUGGAUUCUUAUAUUGUUCUUUAUCUGUUUUCAAAUCGGAUAAAAUCUAUUACUAAGAUUCUAGUCUACAACUUUUCUAUAAAAUAUAUAUAAUAUCUAGAUUUUGUGAGCAAUAGCAGUGACCUUUAUUUUUUUCUUGUUGUUGGUUUGACUUGCUGUUUUAAUAUUAAAUGUCAAAUAAGCAGCAUCAAAAGUUUAAUGAAUUUUUAUGUCAGUUAACAUUAAUGAUAUAUUUAUAAAAAUUUAUCAAAACAAGAAUGGAUGAAUUAUGAUUUUCAUACAACAUUAUCAAAAUGUCAUCGUUUAAUUUAUAUAAAAAAAAACAAUGAAUUAACUCUGACAACAUAAUGUGACCUAAAAAACUAUGGAAAUUAAUAUGAAAUGAAUGGAUCUCGGAACAAAUAAAAAAUAGACGACGCAUUCACAAGCUUUUGAUGUCGGUUGAUAAAAUUUGGUUAAAUUAAAAUUACCUCCCUCCCUUAAACCCUUUCACACCAAUAAUGUGCGAUACUGUGUUUGUAAAUAACCAAUAGUAUCGCUUCAAACGCUAUACGCUUCAAACUUCAAACUAAAUGAAGUGAUAUGAUUGGUUAUUUACAAACAUAUUCCUCGCUUCACAUCCUCGCACAUUAUUGGUGGAAAAGCACCCUAAGCUAUGUCUGUUUUUAAUUAUGUAAUAUUUAUUGUAUCGCCUCCAACUCAUAUUACAUAUGAACAUAUUAUAUUUUGUAUACAAGCAUGAUUUCAGAGAUUGUAAUUUUGUUAUAUACCGCUGUUGUAAGAAGUGAGCCUAAUUUUAUGUACCCUUAUUAUCUUGGAAAAUUAUAAAAUAAAUAUAAAAAUGUUGA